AUGAGCUUUUCUCUAUUGAGCCCCCGACCGCAGAACAUGAACCAGAUUCAAUGGAUUCCCGUCCAGCCGGAACCCACCAAUAUUAGUCUUGUUGCUGCGCUCCUGCCAGACGACAUUCUCUUCCUAAUAGUCCGCCUUGCCGCCAAAGACGACCUCCCUACGACGCUUUCCCUCGCGCUCACCUCUAAAGCUGUCGGUCGUGCGGCAGAGACGGUGCUCUACAACUCCGUUAAGCUGCAAUCUCGCCCUGCUAUUCGCAUGUUCUGCACGACGCUCUGCACGAAGGGCAGACAUAUCCUCGCCGAGGUCAAAGCCUUAGCCCUCGAAGUCCCGACUCCAAAGCUGUUUGACGACUUCUGGGCUGUUGUCAGCAAGCGCUGUCCCAACAUCGAAACCCUUACAGUGCGCGAGCAAGAAAUAGAGGCGCUCUUGCGACCGGAGAUGAACAUUCGACCUCUACGCCUGUCGAUUUUUGGAGCAGUCGGGAACCGCCAAUCCAAACACCGGGAAUCCUUGUUGCGGACCGCGUUGCAGUCCUACCAUGCCGCUGGCGAUUCAACACCGCCAGAGAAAAGACACGACGAGCCAGACCCCCAACUAUGGAGCCGCCUGACCCAUCUACACGUCGCUUCCGCCUGGCCCUCUGUGCCAUAUUCGCUCCUUUUUACUCUCCUCCGUGCCCGCCCGGACCAACUGGGCCAUGUCACCCAUAUCGCUGCACGCGCAGGCAGCACACACCAACUAGUUGCAAUGUGGGAGGAGGCCCGUCGCCUGUCCGCCCUCCGCGUCUGUGUUUUCCAAGUCUAUAUUCCUCGGAAAAUGUGGGCCAAUAUACUCCCCCGCGAUCCGCGACUCGUGCCGUUCCGGGUAGGGCUUGGCCCACGGGACGCAGAGGCGGACCACGAUGUUUCUGAAGGUGACAGUGGUGGUGAAAAUCCGCAUUGGGGAUGGGCGGAAGACAAAAUCAAGGAGAAAGAGGCGUUGGCUAUGCGGAAGGCUCGAGGCUGGUGA
Messenger RNA from Mycena indigotica, 1011 nucleotides. RefSeq lists its product as uncharacterized. NCBI's taxonomy places the organism in Eukaryota, Fungi, Basidiomycota, Agaricomycetes, Agaricales, Mycenaceae. Bases 1 to 1011 code for a protein of 336 amino acids. The transcript is spliced from 2 exons. The record is from RefSeq and is a predicted model, not a curated record.